Monomorium pharaonis (pharaoh ant) is the source of this 5519-nucleotide messenger RNA. RefSeq names its product dnaJ homolog subfamily C member 16 (gene l(3)80Fg). NCBI's taxonomy places the organism in Eukaryota, Metazoa, Arthropoda, Insecta, Hymenoptera, Formicidae. The coding region runs from base 243 to 2678 and encodes 811 amino acids. The transcript has 12 exons. The record is from RefSeq and is a predicted model, not a curated record.
GUGCCCGGGGAGUGUUGACGCGAGGAGAGGCUUUACUGCCGCUGACGGCGACAACAACGACGACGAGGUGGUCGAAGAUCCGCGCGAGAAGUAUGUCCGCUAAUCCUGAGCACGGCGAGAGCACGAGUGGCUGCCGAGAGUGAAAGGGGUGACGGUAACGUCACGCGCACCCGUGACAAUCGGCGAGGUGGUAGCUCGCACAGUACCACACACGAAAAGAGACCCCCGUGGGGUCGUGGACGAUGCUGCCGAUUGAUCUUUCGAUGUCGGACGAGCGGCGGACUCGCGGCGACGUUGCCCGAGUCGCCGGCGUCGGCUGGUUGAUGAGGUACGUGCUCCUGCUGCUGGGUCUCUUCGCGGUUGUCCAGUUGACGCCGUCGGCGCUCGCCGGCGAUACCCUGGGUAAUCCGUACAAAAUACUAGGCGUGUCGAAGCGUGCAACGAUCCAGGAAAUCCGGAAGGCGUACAAGAACCUCGCCAAGGAAUGGCAUCCAGAUAAAACUGAUCAUCCGAUGGCUGAAGAGAAAUUUGUCGAGAUAACAAAAGCUUAUGAGCUUUUAACAGAUCCAGAAAGAAGGAGAAACUUUGAUAACCAUGGAAUUACGGAAGAGAGUCUCCGGCAAAGGAGAGACAAUAGUCACUUCAAUGUCCUCGAUCCAUUGGAAGAAUUGUUCACUGGUAACUUUAAAUUCCACUAUCAAAGCAGUGACAACACUCUGUUCCAUAAAAUGAGCAUCACGUAUCGAUCAUUCGAGAAUGUAAUAGUACCGAAAACUUACCGUAUACCAUAUUUAAUCUUAUUCUACUCCGACUGGUGCUACAUGUGUCUCCAAGUGGAACCUACUUGGAGACGAUUGAUCGACGAAUUGGAACCUCUGGGACUUGGUUUGGCUACAGCGCAUGCUAAAAAGGAGUCUACCCUGGCGAGAAGACUUGGCGUCCACUCUAUUCCAUGUCUCGUUGUCAUUGUGGACGGGCGCACUAGCAUCUACAAGGAAUCUCUAUUUAGUAUUCAGAAAGUUGUUGAAUUUGUACGAAGUAGACUACCAUAUAGAUUAAUAAGUACUAUUAGUGAUACCAAUGUAGAUAAUUUCCUAUCGGGUUGGACGGAUAAUCGAAUACGUGCUUUGAUAUUUGAAAAGAGAGACUUCAUUCGUUUGCGAUAUUUGCUUACGUCUUUUUACUACAGAGAUCGAGUAGCUUUCGGCUUCGUCCAGAUUGGCUUACCAGAGACCGAGAACAUAACAACAAAAUACAAAAUCUCAGGAGAAUUGGAUACUUUACUGCUCUUCAACGAAAAUUCGGAAAAACCUAUGGCGUCUAUUAGUAUGAAAGACAUUUCCAGCGAAACCAUGCAUAAUGUUAUUGCUAAUAAUAAGUUUCUCGUAUUACCUAGACUUUCGAAUCAAGCUAUGUUGGAUUCUAUAUGUCCGCCUGAAUGGCUGAGACCACAAAAGCGGUUGUGCGCCGUUUUAAUUUCGCAGCAAAAUAGUCCCAUGCACGACAUGGCUAGACACAAGUUUAGACAGGCAGCAUUAGAGUCUUCUUAUAGCACGGAACGUGUCAGGUAUGCAUAUGUAUUCAAAGAUACACAACCUGAAUUUGUAUCAGCAUUAUUAGCUGGUGAAGGCAGCCCAAUGGAACCUCUAUUACAUAUUGUCAUCAUAUGGAGACGAGAUGCCAAUCACCUGAAGUACGAGUGGCUUCCUCAUGGAUGGGUCGAGGCCGUUCAAGACGAUCGUAUAUGGAACGAGACACGAAGACACUUAGAGAAAACUAUACAAAGGCUGUUACGCGCCACUGAAGCUUUACCAUACGCUGCUGUCGUAGGAGAAUUAGCGGAUGAACAUGCACAGGGUACUGUAGACAGAUUAAUAGGAAGGGCAUUAUUAGCAGUAGAUUAUAUUUCCGAUAAUCUGACGAAAGAGCAAAUUUUGCCUUUGAUAUCAGUACUAGUAACUCUCAUGUUAAUAGGAGUUGCAGGGUAUGGAAUGUCGUACCUAGUUAAGCUAGAAGAAGCAAGUGUCCAGGCUGAGCGUGACCAAUGCAAGGAUAGCAAUGCGAAAUCACAGCCGUCGCAGCCGCAACUACGAUUGCAUGAAUUACGCGCGGAGAAAUACAACGGAUUAGUUCGGCUUUUGAAACCAGGAUGUCGAACCAUUAUUCUACUGAUUGACGCUCAAAGCCGGUUAAAGUUAUUACCAGCUUUUCAUAGAGCCGUGUGGCCUUAUAGAAAGAAUAAAACGCUUAUGUUCGCACAUAUGUCAUUAGAAAGAGGUCUUGAUUGGUAUAAGAAAUUAUUAUUUCUCACUUUAAUGGAGCAGAAGGAUUUAAAUAUAAAUGCAAAAAAUUGCGUCGGGACGGUUCUGUCCUUAAAUGGACAUCGAAAGUAUUUCUGCAUGUACCAUGCCAAACAUCCGGAAUGUAAGGGUAAAGGUUCUAAGCGCAUUAAAAAGAUGACCAAGCGACUUGUCCAAAAACCGGAGGAUCCAGAAGCAGGCGCUUUUAUCGGUUUUGACAGUUCCAAUGAAUCUGAUGUGUCUCAAGACGAGGGUGGAAGUAACAUUUUAUAUCAAGACAACCUUUUAGAUGGAUUACCUAUGUGGCUCGAUAGAUUGUUCGAAGGAUCAACGCAUCGUUAUUAUGUAAAUUAUUGGCCCGAGUUCACUGCCAAGUAAAAGGAAGAGGAGAAAUUUUUUUUCUAGACGUGUAGAGGAGACUGUGGCACCUAGGGACAUAUAUAUUGGAAUAUACUGUUUAUUUUCCUAACACUAGUGAAAGUCUCAAGUUUCUACUUUAUAUUGUCUCAGUUGUUACUUGUUUACGAUCUGUUAGGUACACGUCCUGCCGAGACAUUUAAGUCUAGAUUUAUCUAGAAAUAACCGUUAACAAGGUGAUGUCGUAAGUAUUUUUUUUUAAAUUAAUUAUAUCAUAAUUUUUUAAUAUAAACAUAUUUUAUUUAAUUUCUUUAACAAAAAAAAGAAAUUUUAGAUGCACUGACAUUUUAUAUAAUUUUAGCUCUUAAUACAAUUUGAUUUCAAGAAACGUGUACCUCUGGAAUGUAUAUAAUACUUUUUUUCUUUUUAUUUGUAGAUCAUAAUGCAAUCCGAAAACAUAAACAUAAACGAUACAAAUGUGCAUAGAUAAUAUAAAUGAGAUGGCAAUUUCAGAUAUUUUACAUUAUGAAUAUUCUAUGGAAACAGCUGCCUUCAUCUAUGGACUUGAAGUAGAUUAUUUAAUAAUGUUUUUUCAUACAAUUAUUUUGGGCAAAGUAAUUAAAGACUCAAUUGAAGGAGGUCUUUCUCGAUGAGAUGUCAUUUCUAUUAUAUUUAAAAAUGUGUCAUCAAGAUCAUUGUGUUUGCUUGGUGUGCUUUGAAGAAUAUUUACCACUUUUACUUUAUACUUUUAUCAAAUGUAACAAUAUAACGUAUUCACAACAUUGGGAUAUACAUCGGAAGACGGAUAAAUCUACAAAAAAUCAAUUUCUGAAGAAAAACAAUAACGAAAUUUCUAAAUUAUUUGCGACAGAUUGCUUAAAAAUAUCUCUUAUUAAAAAUUUAUUUAAAAGAUCAUUAUAUCUUGAUGAAGAUAUUCACGAAGGUCCACGAAUACAUUUGUACCCAAGAAAGUUUAGGCAUUCACAAUGUUUACUUGAUUUUAGCAAAUGUAUAUUUGAAAUUAAGGAAAAGAAGAAAUUGAAAAAGAUAAAAAAAUAUAUUUAAAAAAUUAAGUAUCACAGUCUCCUCUAUACUUUAGUGAUAAAGGAAAGUGAUAAAGAACAAGGUUUGCCUAGUCAACGGAAUAUUAUUGCCAUCGGGAUAUACUGUGAUUCGAAUGGACACAGAUGCAACUCUGUAUAAAGACAAAACAUAUUCAUUACUUAUGCUAAGUACCGUUUAUAAACAUAUUUACAGUUUCCUGCAUUUUAACAUUUUUAGAUUGGUCUUUAAGUAUUGUUAAAGAGAAAGUAUGUUAUAAAAAGUUAUAUAGCAGGUAAGGAGGGAGAAUAAAAUUAUUGCUGAUGUGGGACUCGAUUCUCUAAUAUAAAUCAAGUUUUCUAUAUACUACUACUACUAUAACUACUUUAUUCGUUUCUAUGUAUAACUCGGAAUACUCUUUCUAGAAAUUCUAGAAUAUUUCCGAAUUACAUAGAGUCCUCGAAAUUGCUUGUAUCUAGUCAACACGUUACCAAAAUUUAACAGUAUUGCACAAUGUACAAGCAAAUAGAUCAUUUAUAUUUCCUCAGAUAUAUGAUUACGAGAUCGCGAUCGAUUGCGAUUAUCGUUGCAUUGUGAAUAUGUUAAUUCCUUAUAACAUUGUAAUGAUCUAUACGAGCUAUUUUUAGUGCCGUAAAAAAAUGUAAAUCCGUAUAUGUUCAUGUACGUAAUAUCUGUCGCUUGUUCGCCCUACGUUUAUUAGUAUCGCCAUUAUACAAACAUAUUUCUCGAAUCCGAAUAUCAGUAUAUCUAUUUACAGAAUUAUUACAUAUCUAUUUACAGAAUUUAUACUUUAUCAAUACAGUUACCGUAAAAUUGAUAUUUGUAGGAGCGAACCCAAAUGCUAAAAAAUAAGAGUGUUGUUAAAAAUAUAAUCCGCGCGCUCUUAUCCAGACUUAUAUACAUCUAUUAUUUUAUUUUUAAUUGUUCUACGUUUGUACUCAUCCCUUAAAAAUUGUACAUAUUUUAAAUAACGUGUAUUACUAAAAAUGUAUAUUAUUUAUUUAAAUAAUGUACAUAUACAUAUGUGCAUAUAUUGUUUAAGUACAUUUAUUUGGUUAAAGUAUUCAGUAUCGGUAUUAGAAACAGAUAUUUACUUUUCUCAAAUAUGUAAUCCUUUUUUAUGAAGCGACAAAUCUAGGUACCUUGUAUCUUUUAUAUAUUUCCUUAUUAUACAAGAAACUAUUAGAAUGUACUAAACAUGUAUUAUAGACAUGCGAUAAUCAUAUUGUUGAAAUUGCAAAUUAUGUGAGCUCAAUUGUUUAUACUUUACAUCCUUAUAUGAAGAUUAAAAUUGGCAAACAGAUAUAAACAUGGAGUAAUAUUUCUACCCUAAUAACAUUCUUGAUAAUUCUGAGUUAUAAUUACUAUCAUAUGAAUAUUGUUACAUUUAAGUAGAGUUUAAUAAUGUUCAUAAAUAUAGAAAUAUAUAUUUGCGAGUAUCACUUUUGCGGUAACUAUGAAAUGUUUUAAGUUGCUGCUUGUUUUUUGUAAGUAUUAUGUGAUAUAACAGACUUUCGAACUAGUUUUGCGAGAUAUGCACUAUAAUAUACACAUUUGUUAUGUCCCUCGCAAAAACAUUUCGAUUGUAAGAAAACGAUAUAUCUAGAAAUGUUUGUUAACAAAGCGUGUAAUUUAUUGUACGUUAUUCGUAUUAGAGUAUGUAUAUAUAUAUACGUACGUACUUAAUUCUUAUAUGUUGGCUAUAUACUUGUGUGUAAUCGCUAUUUAUACUUUUGGACUUAUAUAAUUUCAGUUUGGGAUAUAGGAUCCGCUAAAAGAAAUAAAAUGGAUUGCGCAUUA